Molecule: messenger RNA, 1158 nt
Organism: Brassica napus (rape)
Lineage: Eukaryota; Viridiplantae; Streptophyta; Magnoliopsida; Brassicales; Brassicaceae
Product: E3 ubiquitin-protein ligase XBAT32
Exons: 5
Coding region: 465-1088 (207 amino acids)
Molecular function (GO): metal ion binding
Source: RefSeq, a predicted model, not a curated record
CCUAAUUGGCUAUGUUUUUUCUUUUUCGUUUCUCUUGCUUUCAUGAGAAACUAAGCGUCGGGCAUCACUCACCUUCCUCCAUUAUUGCCAUCUUGCUCUUCAACUUCUCCUCUCUCUCCAACUUAACUUUAUAAACGGAUGGCGAGAUUGAUUUAAUUUUAAGUUGUUUGCCUAAGCUACUUUGAUCGAGAAAUUGGCUUGGAUCAUAAUUGGUGAAGAGCGAGAAGGAAGUUAGAUCAACGUAAUGCCGUCGAGGAUGAAGAUCGAGUCAAUCAAUAUCAAUUCACAUGUACACAACCGGCUGCGCCAUGCUGACUUUUGACCGGCAAAGGUGCCUCUUUGACUGCCGAAAGCUCUAUCGAGUUAGAUCUUCUCUCUAUUUCUCUGCCUGAAAAACUCAAUCAGAGAGAGUUUGGUUCAGUACCGUAGUUUCUUUGUUCGUUUAGUUUAUUGGUUUUAUAUGGAUGUCAUUUAUGGUUUCUCCCUCAUGGCACACGAACUGGCUCGAGGAAAUAUCAAAUAUAGAACUCAACCACAGAUCAGCUACAAAGCCAUCUACCAAAAGUCCCUUCUCCUUACAUCUGUCUUCCUCUAAUAAGCAUUGCCAAGAUCUCUCAAAUGCGGCUGGCGGGGAAAUGAUUUCUAACUCCAUGGGACCAUGUAGUGACUCUUGCUCCGUUUGUUUGGAAACAAAAUGGAACCUAGCUGCUGAUGGAUGUGGUCAUGAGUUCUGCACAAAAUGUGCGUUAUACCUAAGCACCACAAAUAUACCACAAGUUGUUCCUAAAAAUAACUCGAAUAAACAGUCAAUGGAAACUCCUUCAGAAGCUUUUGUGGCUUCUACUCUAUACGAAGUUGAAGAGGAUAGAGUUGGUGUACCUCUUUUGAGUGGGCUCUAUGAGGUUCUUGGGAAGCUUGGCUUAAGGUUGAUCCCUCUCUGCUCCCCACUCCUACGACUUUUACAAUGUUUGAUUAUUGUUGCAAGCAAAAACAAUGUAUAUGCUUAUUAUAUAUAUGUUCUCGAAAUUGUUACUCCUAAUGCUAAAAUAGUAAAAUCAAAUAUUUAUAUGAUUAUGGUCGCAAGAUGACAGCUGUUUAUCACCUUUUCUGAGUUAAGAAAAUACAAAAGAUUGAUUAUUAAUAAUUUGGUAUCCGAAA